This is a messenger RNA of Aplysia californica (California sea hare), 1599 nucleotides long. Its product is annotated as acetylcholinesterase-like. NCBI's taxonomy places the organism in Eukaryota, Metazoa, Mollusca, Gastropoda, Aplysiida, Aplysiidae. Bases 1 to 1599 code for a protein of 532 amino acids. The record is from RefSeq and is a predicted model, not a curated record. The transcript has 2 exons.
AUGGUCAACACCAGCUACGGCACUCUCAGGGGAAAGGUGGAUUCUACACCUUCAGUUCCUGUGGCCAAGUUCUUGGGUAUUCGUUACGUUAAACCUCCAACAGGACCGCUACGCUUCAAAGCUCCGGUGAGUCCAGAUUCCUGGGAUAGUGUCAGAGACGCUCUUACAUUUGGGGACGAGUGCUUACAGGAAGAUAACCCUAAUUACCCUUUCCGGGCUGGAAACCGGCGUCCACCUAGAAGUGAGGACUGUUUGUUCCUUAACGUGUACUCACCCACACAGAGAAAUGGCCAGGUCCCACUGCCUGUGAUGGUGUGGAUACAUGGUGGGGGAUACCGAUUAGGGUCAGGUUCUCAAAUCGACGUCACGACUCUAGCGACUAAAGGAGUCGUUCUGGUGACCAUUAACUACAGACUGGGUGUUUUUGGGUUCUUGUCAACUGAAGACGACACACUGCCAGGGAACUACGGGAUGUUGGAUCAGAUUGCUGCACUCAAGUGGGUAAAGGAAAACAUUGCGUCUUUCGGUGGGGAUCCGAAUUUGGUGACUAUUUUUGGGGAAAGCGCUGGCUCAGCAAGUGUCUCUCUCCUCACUCUAUCUCCCCUAGCCAAAGGUCUGUUCCAGAGAGCAGUCAUGGAAAGUGGCGUUUCUCUUUCUCCUUGGGCAGUGGAGUUCCCAGGAAAUCGAGUGUCUUCUCGUAUGGCAGCCCGGCUGAUGGGUCAGGCCGUUAAGUGUGACGACUUGAAUAAUUCAACAGCGCUUUUGUCCUGCCUACAACAAGCCGAUGCAGUUAAGUUGCUAAACUCAUCCAAUGCAUUUAAUAACAUUAUAAGUCCAGUGGUGACAAUAUUUGGGCCUAGAGUAGAAACAACAUUUGGCUUCCUACCAGAAUUACCAUCUACACUACUUUCUAAAGGACAAAUUAACCACGUAGACACUCUCAGAGGAUUUACUAGUGAUGAAAUCGGAUUUUUGAUUCCUCUUUUCUCACGGAAUCCUCCUGUGAAAGUCACAGUGGAAGUGGCAAAACAAGUUCUUGGUGAACAGUUGUUCCAGUUUACCAAACGCGACCAAGGAAAGCUUCUUGAAUUAUUGGAGUCAACGUAUCUGACAGACACGUCAAGCAGUGAAGUCCUACAGAGAAAAGCUCUAGAUGCCAGAGACAAUUUUACAUUUGUUGGUCCAACAAUAAUGGAACUGAAUGACGUCGUGCGCGGAGUCCCAGAAAAGAAACAUUACUUGUACCAGUUCAAUCAUAGGCCAAGUUUCAGCAAAGCCCCACAGUGGAUGUCAGCCACGCAUGGCCAGGACUUGUAUUUCCUGUUUGACGUUCAACAGAAAAUGUUCACCGAUCAAGGCAAUGGUCCACCUGACGCUGACGACAUUCUGGUAUCUCAACAGAUGAUGGAAAUGUGGACCAACUUUGCCAAGACUGGGAACCCAACGUCAACAGUGCCCACUGGUGGAGUGACGUGGAGUCAGUACAUUAGCCCUACUGCACCACACUAUCUUCUCAUCAAUUCUACUUCUGAGUUAAAACUCUGGUCACAGUCUGAUGUCGUUGAUUUAACCCGCAAGGUUCUCGAGGUUUUAGAGUAA